This is a messenger RNA of Episyrphus balteatus (marmalade hoverfly), 7251 nucleotides long. RefSeq names its product inositol hexakisphosphate and diphosphoinositol-pentakisphosphate kinase. Lineage: Eukaryota; Metazoa; Arthropoda; Insecta; Diptera; Syrphidae. Bases 857 to 7123 code for a protein of 2088 amino acids. Gene Ontology annotation, cellular component: cytosol. Gene Ontology annotation, biological process: inositol metabolic process; inositol phosphate biosynthetic process. Gene Ontology annotation, molecular function: inositol hexakisphosphate kinase activity; 5-diphosphoinositol pentakisphosphate 1-kinase activity; diphosphoinositol pentakisphosphate kinase activity. The transcript has 20 exons. The record is from RefSeq and is a predicted model, not a curated record.
GAGUAUUUUUUGACAUGCGCUAUUAUUUGCCCAAUUAAAAUUAUUUUUGAUAGAAAAAGUUUUUCCAUAUUCCUCCUCCUGUGCAAAGAAUUGAAACACAAAAAUCCAAUCAGCCAGACAUCAAAGCGCCGCGAAUAAACUUGCAACUGUAUAAAUAGUUGAUUGCGUCGUGGACGUGGUUCUUGCUUCAAGGAGAAAACUCUUGUUAUAUAACACACAAUUUUUUGAUUGCAUUACAAAUAAAAGACAAAAAUCAAAAUCAAAUUAAAUUCUCUGAUUCUUGAGAGCAAUUUCGCGAGUGGAAAAAUAAAAGUGAAAAUUAAUUUUUCAAUAAUAUUUUAAAUAGUUUUUUUCUUAUUGGUAAAUUCAAUAACAAAUUUACCUUUUCACAGAAAAAAUACAAAUAAAGAAAUAAGAACAAAAGCAGUCGACACACCCGACAAAAUAAAAUUGAAUUUGCAAGAAAAGAAAGCAAAAAAGUGCUAAAACGCAAUUUAUGAUUUUUUUUUUGUUGUUAUUGUAUUCCUUUGGCAAAAUCCUUGCUUAAUUCAAAAAUAUAAAAAAAUUCACACACGAAUUUAAAAUCAAUGUUCAGGAAAAGAUAAUAGGAAUUAAAGAAAAAAAAAAAAAUUGCAAACAUGUCCUACACUGAACUAGAAAGUGGCUAUCAGGAUUUACGGCAGGCAAAUCGUCCUGGAUUCUUUGUCGGACAUGAUGGAAAUACGAAAUCUAUACAAAAUAAACCAAUGAUUUCGUAAAACAAGAACGAUACAAAAAAUUAAAAAAAAAAAAAUAUUCAUUUAAACGAAAAUAAACAAAACACACCCAAAAACGAUUUAAAAAAAAAAGCACUAAAAUGGGCAAUAGCUUCGAUAAAUUUACAUCAUCAUCAGCUGCUGCACCAACAGAACCAUCGCCUAAUCGGCAUCAUAAUGAACGUCUUGGGUUUAAGCCGUUGCCUCAUGUGUAUUCAACUCCUAAUUUAUCCGAACCGAAUCCUCCACUACAAAUGGAUAUGAGAUCUUCAUCUUUCUCCUACGGGGGCGACAUUGACAUGUGCGGUGAGAGCAACGAUGGCAUGGAUUCUGAUUGCAGCAUAUCAUCAUGCUCUGGCAAACAAGUUGUUGUCGGUGUAUGUGCUAUGUCAAAGAAAACCCAAUCAAAGCCCAUGAAAGAAAUCUUAACGCGACUCCAAGAGUUUGAGUAUAUAAAGAUGGUUGUUUUUGAAGAAGAUGUGAUACUAAAGGAACCAGUUGAUCAAUGGCAAAUUGUCGAUUGUCUAAUAUCAUUCCACUCGAAAGGAUUCCCAUUGGAAAAAGCUAUCCAAUAUGCCCAGUUGCGAAGACCAUUCGUCAUAAAUAAUCUGCAUAUGCAGUAUGAUAUACAGGAUCGCCGAAGGGUGUAUGCGAUAUUGGAAAGCGAAGGAAUUGAAAUACCAAGAUAUGCUGUUUUAGAUAGAGAUUCACCAGAUCCUAAACAACACGAAUUGAUUGAGUCUGAGGAUCAUGUAGAAGUGAAUGGAGUGACAUUUAACAAACCAUUUGUGGAAAAGCCUGUUUCUGCAGAAGAUCACAAUAUUUACAUCUACUAUCCAACAUCAGCUGGAGGCGGUAGUCAAAGACUCUUCCGCAAAGUAAAAUCAUCAAUACACUUUCGAAAACAACAAACUAACAAAUUUUCUUUUGUUUUUCAGAUUGGAAGUCGAAGUAGUGUUUAUUCUCCAGAAUCUCGAGUAAGAAAAACUGGUUCGUUUAUAUAUGAGGACUUCAUGCCAACCGAUGGUACGGACGUUAAAGUCUAUACCGUUGGCCCAGAUUAUGCACAUGCCGAGGCUAGAAAGAGUCCAGCUCUAGAUGGUAAAGUUGAACGUGAUAGUGAGGGUAAAGAAAUUCGGUACCCGGUGAUUUUGAACAACGCAGAAAAAUUGAUAUCCCGUAAAGUGUGCUUAGCUUUUAAACAAACUGUUUGUGGAUUUGAUUUGUUGAGGGCCAACGGCAAGUCAUACGUAUGUGAUGUAAACGGUUUCAGUUUCGUUAAGAAUUCCAAUAAAUAUUAUGAUGAUUGUGCCAAAAUACUUGGAAAUAUGAUAUUACGCGAGCUGACACCAACUCUACACAUACCAUGGUCUGUACCAUUUCAAUUAGACGACCCACCAAUUGUGCCAACUACAUUUGGUAAAAUGAUGGAACUUAGAUGUGUUGUGGCUGUGAUAAGACAUGGAGAUCGUACUCCGAAACAAAAAAUGAAAGUUGAAGUUAGACAUCCAAAGUUCUUUGAAAUUUUUGAAAAAUACGACGGUUACAAACAUGGUCAUGUUAAACUGAAAAGACCCAAACAAUUACAAGAAAUUCUCGAUAUAGCCAGAUCUUUAUUGGCUGAGAUACAAACAAAAGCCGGUGAAUCGGAAAUUGAAGAAAAACAGGGUAAAUUGGAACAACUUAAAAGUGUUCUUGAAAUGUAUGGUCACUUUUCUGGUAUAAAUCGAAAAGUUCAAAUGAAAUAUCAACCAAAAGGUCGUCCACGAGGAUCCAGCUCCGAUGAGGGUAAUUCCUUAAAAUCUAGUGCUCCAAAAGAGCCAUCUUUAGUCCUAAUCCUCAAAUGGGGAGGAGAAUUAACGCCUGCUGGACGAAUUCAAGCAGAAGAACUUGGUAGAAUAUUCCGUUGCAUGUAUCCAGGCGGACAAGGUAGACACGAUUAUUCGGGAACUCAAGGACUUGGUCUAUUAAGGCUACACUCGACAUUUCGUCAUGAUUUAAAAAUCUAUGCUUCCGACGAAGGACGAGUACAAAUGACUGCAGCUGCCUUUGCCAAGGGUCUUCUUGCUCUUGAAGGUGAAUUAACACCAAUUUUGGUGCAGAUGGUUAAAAGUGCCAAUACAAAUGGACUUCUAGACAACGAUUGUGAUUCUAGCAAAUAUCAAAAUAUGGCCAAAAACCGUCUACACGAGCUGAUGCAAAUCGACCGUGACUUCACAAAAGAAGACCGUGAAGCAAUCAAUCCUGGAAAUAGCAUCAGCAUCAAUCAGGCAAUGGAUUUUGUAAAGAAUCCAGUCAAAUGCUGUGCACAUGUUCAUUCUUUAAUCCAAGAACUGAUGUCAAUAAUCAGUGUGAAGAAAGAUGAUCCAAAGACAAAAGAUGCAAUCUUGUAUCAUGGCGAGACGUGGGAUCUAAUGGGUCGUCGUUGGGAGAAAAUCGAAAAAGACUUCUCAACGAAGAGUAAACAAUUUGAUAUCUCGAAAAUUCCUGAUAUCUAUGAUUGCAUCAAAUAUGACCUUCAACAUAAUCAGCAUACCCUCCAGUAUGAUCAGGCAGAGGAAUUGUAUAUAUAUGCCAAGUAUUUGGCUGAUAUUGUCAUACCCCAGGAAUAUGGUUUGACGAUUCAAGAGAAAUUGACAAUUGGUCAAGGUAUUUGCACACCUUUGCUGAAGAAAAUCAAGGCUGAUUUACAGCGAAACAUCGAAGAAGUUGGCGAGGAGAGUGUAAAUCGUCUAAAUCCUCGUUAUAGUCAUGGAGUUUCCAGUCCUGGAAGGCAUGUACGGACACGACUUUACUUUACCAGUGAGAGUCAUGUACAUUCACUGCUAACCGUAUUGCGAUAUGGUGGACUUUUGAAUGUUCUCACUGAUGAACAAUGGCGUCGUGCCAUGGAUUACAUUUCCAUGGUUUCCGAACUGAAUUACAUGUCUCAAAUUGUGAUUAUGCUAUAUGAAGAUCCAACAAAGGAUCCUUGCUCGGAGGAAAGAUUUCAUGUUGAAUUGCAUUUCAGUCCUGGUGUUAAUUGUUGUGUACAGAAGAAUCUUCCUCCAGGGCCAGGUUUUCGGCCACAUAGUCGGAAUGAUUCAGCUCAUUCGAAAAAUAUUACUCCGACUGUUGGUAUUCGUAUUUCCCAGAGUCCCGAUGAUACCAAUCCAACCAGAAUCGAUGAGGAGAAUGAUUUGAAUUUGGAAGAAACCUCUCCGGUGCAUUCGAAACCACAUUCAGAAGAAAAUUCACCAGAAGAACAAAGUGAAUUAGCAGCAUUGCCAAAAACUGAAAUUCGCUCAAAACAUUUAAAAUCUAAGCCAAUACCAAUUGGUUCACAUCAUACGGUUAGUGGACAUGAAGCACAAGAUUUGGCUAAACGACUGAAUGAAGAACUUGCCUCACAACAAGCCAAACAAUCAGGUUCGUUAGAAGUUAAUAGGGCGAUUAGCCCAGAUGGUGAACCACGUUCGAGGUCAUUUGAACAACGCCAUCAUCAAAAGACAAAAGAAGAAAAAAACUCUCCAGAAAAAGUUGAAAUUUCAAAAUUUAAUGAAAUAAUUAACGUUCGUCAUAGUAACAAAACCCCAAUACAAAUACGAGUUUCCGAUUCCGUAGCAUUCUUUAAAAUCGAUUCAUCUACCAACGAAUUACCUUUAUCCGACAUAGAUUUCUCUCAGAACCCUUGCACUCCAGACACACUCAUGUCGCCACCGAAGCAUCCCUUGGCCAUUGACGAUGUUGAUGAGACGUCAGGUCUUCAUUUCCACCGCAAACGACAUUCACCUAAAAUAUCCCCACUGGCCACUAAUGAACGUCCCCUAUCCUAUACCUGCCUAACCUCACUUUCUUGCGCUGAUAACAUCAAUAAUCUUACUGAAAAUGGCAGCUUUCGUUCCAGAAGUAAUGUUGCUUCGAUGCAUUCAUUGGGAACUUUCCAUUGUGCUUUGUCAUCACCCCCUUCUGAUCCCGCUGAAUUUGUUCAGCUUUCUUGUUCUGCACCUGCAGCUAUCCUGACCCAUGACAUUGAGUGUCAGAUCGCUGAUGAAUUACUAACACCUGAUAUCCCAAUAGUGCAUGCAAAAAACUUUGAUUCGAUUUCGCCUUUAAAAAAGUUUGAAGCAGAUGCAGCGCCCUCUAACCCUUUAACAAAACCACCUCUAAGUGGUGGUGGUAGUAAAAAGCUAACUAGACAUUUGUCACAUGACGACUGCCCAUUGUUGAAUGGUAAAUCUGUUUUGGUGCCUCUGCUGCUAGAACCCGACCCCAAUUCAUCUGACUUAACCCCUGCAAUUGUUAGCUUGAGUGAUUUCAAUAAUCUCACCACGACGACGCCAGAACUGUCAUCAUGUGAUUGCAUUAAUACAGCUAACAAUACUAAUAUUUGUUGUUGUUUAUGUAAUCCGCCAUUAUCGUCAUCUGUGUCCAUGUGUAAUAUGUCAUAUAAUGUGUUUGCUUCAAAUUUAUUAACCAAAAACGAUAAUAAAAAUACUCACCAUGAAUCCAUUAAUGCCACCACCUCCACCAUUUCCAUACCCACCACACCCACUACUACAAAAACGAUCAAUAAAAAUGACAUUAUAACAAAAUUGACAAAUACACCAACUGCCAAAUUACUUACCAUGACAACAACAACAAAUUAUGACAAACUUACCACAAUUCACCACAACCACCACAAACAUCAACAACAAUUGUUAUUGGCUAAUAAUAAAACUAAACCACAUCAUACAAACAUAAAACUCACUACUACCACAGACAAUGCGACAUCGACUUCAAGCUCAUCGUCGGCAUCGUCUCGACGCCAAAGGCACAGUAUUGCCGGCCAGAUGACAUACAUGAAAAUGCUGGGAUUUGGAGGCUUUGGCAAAAAGAUGGCCACCAGCACAAACAGUUUAUUUAGCACAGCGGUAAUUAGCGGAAGUUCAUCGGCGCCUAAUUUGCGUGAUAUGAUACCGAGUACAGCGACGCCAUCAGCAGUUCUUGAAGGCUUUGGUGGUGUUCCACCGAUUCGUCCAUUGGAAACACUGCACAAUGCACUUUCUCUCAAGCAAUUGGAUGUCUUUUUGGAGAAGAUGACUGUUGCACCAUUAUUCAAGACCCCUGCAUCGUCACCACCGAAAAAUCCAUCUACACCAAUACCGACUCCAUCUCAAGCGACUUCAUCGUCUAUUCAUCUUCCAAUCGAUGCAGAAAAAUCAGUUACAACUCCAACAAAUCUAUGCAACGAGCCAUUGGGUGGAAAUGAUUUAACAACAACAACAACAGCAACAAAUAAAACAACAGGGUGUCCUUUAAAUGAUCCUUCACCUUGUGACAGUAGCAAAUGGAGUACACAAUCAAGUAUAGCUAGCAGCACGGAACCAUCAUCACCGGCUAUCUCUGAUAGUUGUUAUUCUCAUGGAACUCCUAGUGGAGAAAUGUCAAUGAGUUUGACUAGUACUGAUGGUUUGAAUGUCUUGCCAACAGCUGAAGAAUUGGCGAAAUUCUUUCCCCAACUCGAUGACGAUCUUAACUCAGUUUACGUUCAGCUGAAUAGCGACAAUCUGGAUCCAGACGUAUUUAAUCCCCCAACUGAGGGAGAGAAAAGUUGCUGUCUUACUCCUGUAAGCAUGUGCAUGGACCUUAGCACUGCGGCUACAAAAGGUUCAAUAACACUUUCCAUCGAAAAUGAAGACGAAGAUGAAGCUACACUCUCAGCAGCAACAACUCCAUCUCUUCCACCUGACGAAUUCAGUCCGCAUACAAUAGAGUCCGAAAUCUACCGCGAAACUGAACGUUUCGAAUUGAGACCUCCAGCUCGAAAGCCAACCGAUCCAAUUUCUCCGAAAAUUCAAAAACAAAUAAGUCUCUUCGAAAGAGAACCUUCUCCUUCAUCGCCUCGAUCUCCGCCACAGGUUAUUCGUCGCAAGAAAUUCGAUAAUGUUACAGCUCAGUUUUUGACUCAAUCGGCUUCGAAUUCGAAUUUCAAAAACUUCGAAAGUAAUACUUUGCAGAAAAAAUCAAAACCUGAUAUCGGCGGUGAUGGUGAUGAUGAUGAAGAAUCCAAGACAAGAUCUUGUUCGAAUUUAAAAACUGAGUCCAUAUCGAGUCUUUCGCAGGCGGCACAAAAAAAUCCUGGAGCGGUAAUAGUGAAGGAAAUAUUCAUAGAACCACCUCGAAGGAUAUCGAGAAGUUUCCAUGGAAAAACACAAAGUAUGGAUGCUGGAUUUUUGUUUUCAGAUUUUCUAAAUGUUCCAUCGACAAAGUUGACAAGGCAGGGAAGUGUUGGCAAUGAAGGUGCUAAUGCUAAUCAAAGUUUUAGUGCAAAUACUUCACCUUCGGCUAGGGCGAGAUUUACAACAUCAAAAGUUGAUGAUAAUAAGUAUCGUAAAGAUAAAUAUUGAUUAUAAGGUGUUUUUUUCCUUCCUUUUCCAUACAAAAAAAAAAAAACUGUUUCCGUCUGUGUGUUUAGUUACUAUAAAAAAUAGAGUUAAUAUUGAAAUAAAUUAUAUUGCACUAUGUGUUCUUAUGA